Molecule: messenger RNA, 1296 nt
Organism: Plasmodium vinckei vinckei
Lineage: Eukaryota; Apicomplexa; Aconoidasida; Haemosporida; Plasmodiidae
Product: conserved Plasmodium protein, unknown function
Exons: 3
Coding region: 1-1296 (431 amino acids)
Source: RefSeq, a predicted model, not a curated record
AUGCAUAAAAAUAUGGAUAUGUUAAAUCAGUUCAUAUUUGGUGAUAAAAAUAAAGAAAGUGGAAAUAAUAAAAUAAAUCAAACUUUUUCAAAUAAAUUAGAAAAUGGAAAAACAGACAAUAUUCCAAACUCUUUUAAUAUAACAAAUAAUCAAACUACAAUAUUUAAUGAAAGAACAAAUUUAGUACCAGGAGAAGAACAAAACUUUAAAAACAACUCAAAUGGUCUGAUAAAUAAUCCUAUAAAUCCAUCCCAAGACAAUUUAAAUACUCUCACAAAAUCGAAUAAUGAUAUUCCCACCAAUACAGAUAAUAAUAAAAAUAAUGAAUCACAAGAACAGACGGAAAACUCUUAUUUAAAAAAUAAUAAUAAUAAUGGAAACAUCACAUUAGAAAGCAAAUUUAAUUUUAACAGCUCCCUAAAAAUAAGGCAAUCCCUAACAGAGCAAUUAUGCGAGGAGAUCUCUAUGAAGCUUGGGAAGAUCCAUCUUUGCAAAUCAUACCUCGAAACAUACAUAUAUGAAAAGAAUCCUUACACGAUGAAUUUUAUUUAUUUAAAAGAUGACGUAAGUGAAUCAAAAAAUCGAGUUUUAAACUCAGUACUUUUAAGCGCAUUUUGUAACAUAAUAUGGAGUAAUAAUAUUUACAAGCAUGAAUAUUUAAUGUCUAAAGAAUUACUAAAUAAAUAUUUUAAAGCUAUUCAAAAAAAUCCAGAUAAAAAUAAUUAUUGUAUUGUACCUAUAUAUGAUUUAAAUAAAAUAAAAAUGAUUUUAAAUGAUCAUGAAAAAAAUAUUAAAAUGCUUAAAAAAAGAAAAUUAAUUAUUAGAAAAAAUAAUGAAAAUCUUUUAUUUAUUUUAAAUAUAAUUAAAAAUAAUUUUGCAGAAAUUAAAAUAAAAGCACAAAGAAUUAUACAAAGAUUAUUAUUUAGAUUAGAUAUACUUGAUAAACUUUUUAUGUUAAAAAAUAAUUCUUCUUUUUUUUCAACUAAAUAUGAAUUCAGUAAAUUUAAACUUAUCGAAAUUUUGGAUCUCUUUAAUUCCUUUACCAUAGAUGCACAACUCCAAAAAAUAAAUCAAAACAUUGAGGAGUUUGUAAGGGAAAAAAGACAUGUUCAAAACUUUCUUUACACAGAUAAAGAGUUUACAACUAAUCUAAAGAACACCAUUGAAAAAAAUGAACAGCACAUAACGGAAUUGAAGAGCACAACAUCGGAAAUAUGUCAAAAUGUGGAUGAAAAUCGGGAAUAUUUAUACAGUUUAAGUGCUUUUGAAAGGGAAGAUCAUUAUGAAACGAUCUAG